Helicoverpa armigera (cotton bollworm) is the source of this 1639-nucleotide messenger RNA. RefSeq lists its product as uncharacterized. Gene Ontology annotation, molecular function: protein binding. Lineage: Eukaryota; Metazoa; Arthropoda; Insecta; Lepidoptera; Noctuidae. The record is from RefSeq and is a predicted model, not a curated record. The transcript has 11 exons. Bases 119 to 1639 code for a protein of 506 amino acids.
CGAUCGCUUUAGUCGCGGGCUGUAAUUCUCAGCCUGUAAUGACCCGAGCCGAGCAUUGCACUCCAGUUCAUUUAAACGCCGGUAGUGUCAAAGCGAGUGCACUAUCCAUUACCGAACUAUGAUUCUCAUUAACCUAGUGCUUGUGUACAUAUCGGCGAUUUUCCUCCAAAAUGCGGCAGCUGAACCGCCGAAGUUUCGAAUUCUGGCGCCCGCUUUCGUCUGUCCCAAAGACAAGGAUGCUAUCAUAGACAAGCCAGACAAUACUGUUAUCACCUUGCAGACAGACCCAAGUAUAAGAGUGGAGUUCAACUGGGUGGUGCGCUGGCACCCGCUGGUUGCGCCCACGCAGCGCUUCACUCUCGAGCUCUGGCACGCCGUCAGGGAGCUCGAACUCAAGCUCAAUGGACCCCAGCUAGAGACAAACGUCUUCGUUAUUAAUAACACUGAACUGCUCCCCGGCGUAAACUACAUAUUCAACGUCACAGCUUCUACAUACAACAAUGACGAGGUGUCAGAACAGUCGUUCAGCAUCGACAACAGCCAGGGAGACAGCAAGCUGCUCAUGGAGGGAAGGUCUGACUUGUUCUCCAUCGUGCUGCUGGGGGGACAGGUCACUUAUGCCGAUAUAGACUUCGUGCUCGAAGCUGAGGUUACUUCGUGUUAUAGGAGCCAUGAUUAUUAUUUUGUGUGGACAGUAACGAGUGCUCAUCACAACGUGGCGGUAUCUGACGUGAAGGGCUCCCGGCUGCUCAUCCGCGCCGGCACCCUCACUCCUGGACUAUCCUACGACGUCCUCUGUCAAGUGUACAAGUUCUCUAAUGGGGAGUUUAUCACGCAGAGUAGUCUGCCAUUCCGUGUGCUACAUAGAGGACUGAGUGUGAACUUCAAUGUUGAGAUGUUGGUCGUAUCUAUUGAGACGCCUUUCAAGCUAUACACGGAUCUCAAUAAGCUGGAUUACUUGGAUGAUGGAAUGACUAUAGCUUGGGAGUGUACAUUCGGCGGCGAGCCAGUCGAUACAUUCUACGAGACUGAUGACGAAGGGACGCUGUCCUUCCCAUCGGGACUGUCUUACGUGGGCGAGUACCUUAUAUCGUUGACAGUGAAUGUCGCGGGCCAGACUGCAGGAGAUCAAGUUAUAGCUCGCGUGAAUACCGUCGAAACCAAUCUGCCUGUUAUCAGGAUGUACCAAAUGUUCAGAAUUCUGAACGAAGGCAGCGUAGUGACAAUGAGGGCUAACGUGAGCAACAUGGUACCAGGGUGCUCCGUCGUUUGGUACUUCAAGAGCCAACACUGCUUAGUAUCUGAGUUCUCAACCGCCACUGACAUUUGCGUUGAUAAUGAGCACGGCUCACCAAUAUCCGAACCGGUAAACUUUUAUUCCCUGGAAGAGAACUUUUUGAGCGAGCUGACAGAUUACACCAAUGAGACUGGCUGGAGAUCUGUGUAUGCGAAUGUGGAAGCCGCUGCGGGUAGAGUGAGGGUAGUAGCCGAGUGUAAGUGUCAGGAGACGAACAAAGAAGAUAACUGUACUGCUGAGGGAGAGGUUUAUGCUGAUGUAAUAUUUAGUCUUAAUGAGAGGCCCCAAGUUAGUUAUGUGUUGAUAAACUCCAUCCAAAGGUUGUCUGGAAGAAAUCGCUGA